UUCCCUGAUAAUCCAACCAUUCCACUUCCCACCAACACGAAGCUUCUCCGCCAUUUUCAUACCUAACAAUGGCCGUUCCACCAACUGUGGGCCAACGGGACUCUUCGUUUCGAGUCACCGAUCGCCAUAGCUGUCCUCCUCUUUCUCAUCCAUCAAGUUCUUGGUCCAAAUUGCUUUGACCCCACUCUUCCUUAUCCAAUCUGCUCCGCUUUUCCACUUCCCUUUCGACUUUUUCAGUCGCAUCCUGUGAAUUUGUCAAACAUAACGUGAUGGGAUGUUUAUUCUUUCGCUUUUUUAGACCAUUUUAGUCUGUUUUUAAUGCCUUGGCUUGUUUGAUUGAUUUGAUUGACCUUAGGUUUAAGAGUGAGAUGCUUCUGGGUUGCUUCUUAGUCUCUGCUUUAAUGGCGGGUGAUUACUGAUUCUAUGUUAAUUUGUGGACUGAAGUGAUUCUUCUGCUUGCUCACUUGUUUUUCUGCGAAUUGGCUUCUGGGUUCUUGUUAUCUUGGCAGGAUUCGUCUUGUUUGGAGUUUCGUGUUCUUGUUCUCAAAUUUGAAUUGUUUUGAUCGGUAGUAAGACUGAUUGAUUUUGGAUUGUGAUCGAUUCUUUCUCUCAUUGAUCACUUGUUUUUCUCAGAAUCGCCUUUAGGGUUCUUGAAUUCCUCUUUUUUUAAUCUGAUUCUUUGAUUUUGUCUCUGUAAAUCUCAAAGCUUACCGCCAUGGGAGCUUCGAACGUCCAUUUUCUCAUCUGGAUUCUUUGUGCUCUGUGUUUAAGAUCAUCUCUCUCAUUAGGAUUCUCUCCUGAUGAUAAUUUUCUGAUCGAUUGUGGAUCAACCUCCAAUAUAACAGUGGGAGGACGUCUAUUUCAACCUGAUGGAUUUUUCUCUGACAAUCUUUCAAACCCGAAUGGGAAAUUUGUUUCCACUGCUAGCAAAGUUUCUAGUUCAUCUCCACUGUUCUUAUUCUCUCAUCUCUUUCAAACUGCAAAAGUAUUUGAAACAACUUCCGAAUACAAUUUCAAAAUCAAGAAACAGGGCAGGCACUGGAUCCGCCUCUACUUUUACCCUUUUGUUUAUGAAAAUUUCAAUUUGAGUUUAGCCAAAUUCUCUGUUUCUGCUCAAAAUAUCACCCUUCUCAAAGAGUUUCAGAUCGAGAGCGGCUCGAUAAUCAAGGAGUAUUCUCUGAAUGUCACUUCUAGUAAUCUUGUUCUUACAUUCACUCCCAUGGUGAAUUCAUUUGCCUUCAUCAAUGCCUUGGAAGUUGUUUCUGUUCCUAAUGAAUUGAUUCCUUUGGUUGUCCCUACUGUUGAGAAGAUAGUAGAAAGUUUGGGGAAUAGGGCAUUGGAGACAGUUGCUAGAGUGAAUAUGGGCAACGAAACCGUGCCUCCGAGUAACGAUACUCUCUCGCGCCUUUGGGUAGCAGAUGGUCCAUUCUUGAUGCAUAACAAUCAGGCUGUUGCUGGGAGGUUUGUGUCGAAUCUCACGAGAGUGAACAUGACAACAGACUCUGAGAUUAUGGCUCCUCGUUCUGUGUAUGGAACAGCAACUCAGUUAGGGGCUGAACCGGAUGCGAAUGCUAAUAUUAAUGUAUCGUGGUCCUUCGAUGUCGAUCCAGGCUAUGAAUAUCUGAUUCGUUUUCACUUCUGUGAUAUUUUAGAUCUUUCUUUUGGAUCGCUGUUCUUUAAUGUUUUCGUGAACUCGUGGAUGGUUAAAGAUCAUCUUGAUCUUAAUAAUGUCACUUCAGGCAUCAUAGGUGCACCUUAUGUCCUGGACACCAUAGCCAGUUCAAUUGACAGCUCUAAAUUCAAAAUAAGUGUUGGCCCUUCCAGUUUUCAUGAGUACUCAGCUGCAAUCCUUAACGGACUCGAGAUCAUGAAAAUAAGCGAUUCUCGGGGUAGUCUUGAUGAACCCCCCUUUGAUAUACACUCGAAGAAUAGUUCCAAUGUGAAAGUAGGUCUCAUAGCAGGCUUGGUUGCUGGACUGGUUGCUGCUGUUUUGGUCACUCUUGUCAUCGUGCUGUGUCGACGAAGAAGGAAAGCGGGGCUCGUCGGUUAUUUGAAGGAAGAGGAAAAUUUUGGUGUGAAUGGAAGAGAAAGCAACUAUGUCAUUGGAUCUGUUGGUUAUAAAUAUCCUCUUGCAGCCAUUUUGGAAGCUACUGAUCAUUUUAGUGAAAGUUUAGUCAUUGGCCAUGGCGGGUUUGGGAAGGUUUUCAAGGGAAUGCUGAGGGACAACACGGAAGUGGCAGUGAAACGAGGGGCCUCGAAGUCUCAGCAGGGUCUUGCCGAGUUCCGAACCGAAAUCGAGAUGCUAUCCCAGUUUCGCCACCGGCAUUUGGUAUCUCUGAUCGGGUACUGCGACGAGCAAAAUGAGAUGAUUAUUAUCUAUGAAUACAUGGAAAAAGGGAGUCUCAAGGACCAUUUGUAUAGCUCAGAACUUCCAAGUUUAAGCUGGAAACAAAGGCUUGAGAUAUGCAUUGGCUCAGCCAGAGGGCUUCACUAUCUCCACACUGGCUCCACAAAGGCAAUCAUACACAGAGAUGUCAAAACUGCAAACAUUCUCCUAGAUCAAAACUACAUGGCUAAAGUUGCAGACUUCGGGCUCUCGAAAACUGGCCCCGAGUUCGAUAAGACUCAUGUCAGUACAGCAGUAAAAGGGAGCUUCGGCUAUCUUGAUCCCGAGUACUUAACAACGCAGCAGCUGACUGAGAAAUCCGAUGUGUACUCAUUCGGCGUUGUUAUGUUCGAAGUCCUUUGCGGUAGGCCUGUCAUUGAUCCAUCUCUUCCAAGGGAAAAGGUGAAUUUGAUUGAGUGGGUAAUGAAGAGGAAGGAUAGAGAUGAACUGGAGGCCAUUGUAGACGCUUGUAUUGUCAAGCAAAUCAAGCUAGAUUCUCUGAAAAAGUACGUAGAAACAGCUGAGAAAUGCUUGGCGGAGUGCGGCAUGGAUCGCCCAGCAAUGGGAAACGUUCUGUGGAAUCUGGAGUGUGCACUUCAGCUCCAAGGAGAUGAAAAAUCUAGCCAUGGCAAGGAAUCAUCCUCACAAGCUGACCUUUCGAACCACUGGGAGGCGAGCGUAUCGACCACUCAAUUCAGCACGGGGAGUGCGGUCGAUAUCGCUGGUAUCUCGAUGAGUAAGGUGUUUGCUCAAAUGGUGAGGGAAGAUAUGAGAUAGGCUGAAGAACAACAGCAGCAUGUUUGCCAAUGCACAGUCUUCUCUUGGCGUUGGAGAAGAACACAAGAAUCAGUAGAUUUUGUAUAGAAGUGAAUGGGUUCAAUCCUGUUUUGUGUAUUGUAUUGUAUUAUAUGGUGCAUUUCAUAUUGUUUCUGGUGCGCCUGUUGAGUUAUACGCAGUUCAUAUAAACAGUGAUAAAGAUAGAGAGAGUUGUAUUUAUGAUGUUCAUAUUUUAUUCAUGAGUUACAUUUAAAA
Messenger RNA from Cucurbita pepo subsp. pepo (vegetable marrow), 3418 nucleotides. NCBI's taxonomy places the organism in Eukaryota, Viridiplantae, Streptophyta, Magnoliopsida, Cucurbitales, Cucurbitaceae. The record is from RefSeq and is a predicted model, not a curated record.